CUCUCUCUCUCUCUCUGCCUGCCUCUGCCUCUCUCACUUGGUUUUUCUCUCUCCUUCUCUUUCUCACACGCACACAUACUCUCACACACACCCCCUCUCUCUAGUCCCCACCUACUAUUCUACUCCCUCUUCAAGUUCUCGUCCGGAGGCAGCGGCGGCGUGCGACUCAAACAGGAGAUCUCCCUGCUGCACGGCGUCUGCCUCAUCGUGGGCAACAUGAUCGGUUCCGGCAUCUUCGUGUCACCCAAGGGGGUGCUCCUGUACACCGGCUCCUUCGGCUUGUCGCUGGUCAUCUGGGCGGUCGGAGGGGUUUUCUCCGUUUUCGGCGCAUUGUGUUACGCCGAGCUGGGCACCACCAUCCGUAAAUCGGGAGCCUCCUACGCAUACAUCCUGGAGGCGUUCGGGAGCUUCUUGGCAUUCAUUCGGCUAUGGACAUCGUUAUUGAUUGUGGAGCCAGCCUGCCAGGCAGUGAUCGCCUUGACCUUCUCCAGCUACCUGGUCGAGCCAUUCUUCAUGACAUGCCCCGCCCCCUAUUACGCAGUCCGCCUCGUCGCUGCUGUCAUCAUUUGCCUGCUGACAUACGUGAAUUGUUUGAAGGUGAAGUGGGGCGCUAUUCUUCAGGUCAUAUCCACCGUGGCAAAAGUGCUGGCCCUGAUCGUCAUUAUCAUCACCGGCCUUGUCAAGCUGGGUCAAGGUUUCAGUCAAAACUUUGAGGACUCGUUCCGAGGCUCCAAGAUGAAUGCCGGCGACAUGGCACUGGCCCUCUACUCGGCGCUCUACUCCUACUCCGGCUGGGACACGCUCAAUUUCAUUACCGAGGAGAUUAAGAACCCAGAGAGAAAUCUCCCGCUGAGCAUCGCCAUUUCCAUGCCCAUCGUCACCGUCAUUUACAUCUUGACCAACGUGGCCUACUAUGUGGUCAUGGAUGCCGAACAGGUCCUCAAUAGCGAAGCUGUCGCCGUGACUUUUGCGGAUGAGGUUCUGGGCUGGGGCCGCUGGCUGAUCCCGUUGUCUGUGGCCAUUUCCUGCUAUGGCGGUCUCAACUCUUCCAUCAUUGCUGCCUCCAGGUUAUUUUUCGUGGGUUCCCGUGAAGGCCACCUCCCCAACAUCCUGUCCAUGAUCCACGUCAAGCGCUUCACCCCCAUCCCUGCCUUGAUUUUUAAUGGCAUCAUGUCUCUGUUGUAUCUGUCCGUGCCCGACGUCUUUCGCCUGAUCAACUAUUUCAGCUUCAACUACUGGCUCUUCAUCGGCCUGUCCAUCGUCAGCCUCAUCUAUCUUCGCUUCAAGGCCCCCAAGUUGCACCGACCCGUCAAGCUGUCCUUGUUCUUCCCCAUCGUGUACUGCCUGUGCAGCCUCUUCCUGGUGGUGGUGCCGCUCUACAGCGAUACCAUCAACUCACUGGUGGGCAUCUGCGUGGCGCUGUCCGGCGUGCCCGUCUACUUCCUCUGCUUCCGCCUGCCGCGCAACUCCAGGCCCGCUUUCCUCAACAAAAUCCUCCACACGCUUUCGUCUUGCACCCAAAAAUUGUGCUACUGCUGCGUGGCGUCGCCCGACAUCGAUUUGGACAACAUCGACACCGACAAGAUGGAGUGAAAGAAAGACAGAAGGGACAAGCGACCCUCUGCUCAAGACAAUCCUCUUUUUUUUUUCCUUUAUUAUUUUGAAGAGGGGGAGGAUGAAGAAAAAAGCGGUACCUGCACACUCUGCACAUCGCCACGUUGCCACAGCCCGCCCAACAUUUUAAGAAAAAGUUAUAUGCUGUCAAGUUGCACAUUUUACGUUGUUCUAUUUUAAGAACGCGUUGUGGAUAUUUAUUUUCACUGGAGUUGGGAUUAUUUGACCGUUUCACACCGCAGUUUUGUUUUUGUUGUUAAAGGGAGGCACAGCACUGGAGCAAUCACUGUGAUCAGGUUUGGUUUGUUAUGCCUCUUAGUGGUUGAAAAAGAUUUUCCAUCAGCUUUCCUUUGAUGAUUGCACUGACUUGACUUGAAGGGGGGGAGAGAGAGCAGCAGUUUAGUUUUUUCCAUGUUAAAAAGAUAAAGUUGGGAAAUAGUUAAGUGCUUUUAAUAUUGCCACUUGUGCCAAAAGUACCACUUUUUUCUUGGAAAAUGACAAUUUGGGU
Messenger RNA from Hippocampus comes (tiger tail seahorse), 2122 nucleotides. Its product is annotated as Y+L amino acid transporter 2. Gene Ontology annotation, cellular component: membrane. Gene Ontology annotation, biological process: amino acid transmembrane transport. The transcript has 11 exons. NCBI's taxonomy places the organism in Eukaryota, Metazoa, Chordata, Actinopteri, Syngnathiformes, Syngnathidae. Gene Ontology annotation, molecular function: basic amino acid transmembrane transporter activity; L-amino acid transmembrane transporter activity. The annotation marks the transcript as partial. The record is from RefSeq and is a predicted model, not a curated record.